Diabrotica balteata is the source of this 621-nucleotide messenger RNA. NCBI's taxonomy places the organism in Eukaryota, Metazoa, Arthropoda, Insecta, Coleoptera, Chrysomelidae. The record is from the annotation of a GenBank genome assembly.
AUGGCACCCAAAUAUAAGCUCAUUUACUUCGAUGGUACUGCUCUCGGUGAACCAAUUAGGUUCCUCCUGAGCUAUGGUCAAAUAGAUUUCGAAGACAAACGUAUUGAUUUUGACGGCCCUGAGUGGCCUGCUAUUAAACCGACCACUCCUUUCGGCCAAGUACCACUUUUGGAACAUGAUGGAAAAGUGGCUCAUCAGUCAGCUGCCAUCAGCCGUUAUCUCGCUAAGCAAGUAAAACUGGUAGGAAGCAACGAUUGGGAAGACUUGGAAAUCGAUGCUGCUGUUGAUACUAUAAAUGACUUACGCGCAAAGAUCGCUGCUUACCACUAUGAAAAAGACCCUGCAGUUAAAGAGACCAGGAAACAACCUUUGUUUAAGGAAAUUCUUCCAUUCUACCUUGAAAAGUUAGAAGCCCAAGUAGAGAAAAAUAAUGGUUAUUUGGCUACUGGAAAAUUGACUUGGGCUGAUCUGUUCUUCGUCGCUCUCUUGAAAUACUUCCAGGUUAUGCUCGGAAAGGAUUUAGUGGAAAACUCACCAAAUUUGAACAAACUCAAAGAGAAAGUACUCGCAUUGCCCAAUAUCAAAGCCUGGGUAGACAAACGUCCUGAAACUACAUUCUAA